CCUCGCCCGUGACGCGUCCCCCGGCCGGGCGGCCAUGGCGGCUCCGCGGCGCGGGGCUGCUGCGAUGGCGGGGCCGGGCUCCGGGGCGGCUCCUCCGCGCCUGGCGCUUCUCCUGGCGCUGCUGGCCGCCAUCGUGGCUGUCAAGUAUUACCGGGACGCGGAGGCGGCGCGGCGGCAGGAGCUGGCUCUGAARUCCUUGGGGAAUGAGGGGCUGUUUCUGUUCUCCUCCCUGGACACAAACAAGGACCUGUACCUGAGCCCAGAGGAGUUCAAACCCAUCGCUGAGAAGCUCACAGGGRUUUCUCCAGUCUCAGAAUCCGAGGAGGAGGAGACGCUGGAUCCAGAUGGGGAGACUUUGUCCGUUGUGGCCAAAUUCCAGCCCUUGGUCAUGGAAACAAUGACGAAGAGCAAGGACGGUUUUUUGGGAAUCUCUCACGUGGCUCUGUCUGGGCUGAGGAACUGGACAGCCCCAGCAGCCCCUAUGAGUGUCCUGCUUGCCAGGCAGUUUAAAGCCUUUCUCCCUCCCAAGAACAAAGUGGAUCUUGGGGAUCCSUGGUGGAUCAUUCCCAGCGAAUUGAACAUCUUCACUGGGUAUCUCUCCAACAACAGGUUUUACCCUCCACCUCCCAAGGGCAAAGAGGUGAUUAUCCACAAACUGCUGAGCAUGUUCCACCCACGCCCCUUCGUCCGGACGCGCUUUGCUCCACAGGGAGCCGUGGCCUGCAUCCAGGCCAGCAGCAGCUUCUACUACACCAUAGCAUUCCGGAUCCACGCUGAAUUCCAGCUGAAUGAGCCUCCAAACUUCCCCUUUUGGUUUUCCCCAGGACAGUUCACAGGUUACAUUGUCCUCUCCAAGGAUUCUUCCCACGUCAGGGACUUCAGGCUCUUUGUUCCCAACAACAGGUCCCUGAACGUGGACAUGGAGUGGCUGUACGGGGCGAGCGAGAGCAGCAACAUGGAAGUGGACAUUGGAUAUCUGCCUCAGAUGGAGCUGGAAUCCACGGGACCCUCGAUCCCCGCCGUGAUCCACGACGAGAACGGGAACGUCAUCGACAGCAGAGACCCCUCAGGGGAGCCCAUCCAGUUYGUGUUCGAGGAGAUCACCUGGCAGCAGCAGAUCCCCUGGGAACAGGCAGCACACAGGCUGGAAGUGGCCAUGUAUCCGUUUAARAAGAUCUCCUACCUGCCCUUCACAGAAGCUUUUGAGAGAGCAAAAGCAGAGAAGAAGCUGGUGCACUCCAUCCUGCUCUGGGGUGCCCUGGAUGACCAGUCCUGCUGAGGUUCGGGGCGAACUCUCCGGGAAACCGUCCUGGAAAGUUCGCCCAUCCUCGCCCUGCUGAACGAGAGCUUCAUCAGCAGCUGGUCCCUGGUGAAGGAGCUGGAGGAGCUGCAGAGCAACAGAGAGAAUGAGUUCCAAAGCAAACUGGCCAAGCUGCACCUGGAGAAAUACAACUUCCCCGUGGAGAUGAUCAUCUGCCUCCCCAAUGGCACGGUGAUUCACCAUAUCAAUGCCAACUAUUUCCUGGACAUUACUUCUAUGAAGCCUGAAGAUGUUGAAAGCAGCAUCUUUAGUUUCUCAAGCAAUUUUGAAGACCCUUCAACUGCAACUUACCUCCAGUUCCUGAAGGAAGGGCUGCAGAGGGCAAAACCCUACCUGCAAUCCUAAAAACUGGCACCUGAACGCCCCASUGAGAUGGCCAAAGACUUCAGAGAUCUAUUUUGAUUACAGCAACUCCUCAUCUUCAUGCCAGACAUUGGUGUUGAGCUGCAGGCAGUCCCAGGAUGGGGCUGGAUCUUGGUUUGAGGCUGAGUUUCAAGUGAUCCCAGUUUACACAAGCUGCCCUUUUGAGUUUCAGGCCAAUUUUUACAGGAGUGAAAAUACUUGAACACAUUCCCAGAGCACCCACCCUMCUUCCUUUGCAGCUCCUGUUCAGACUGUGGUACCAGACACUGGGGUAACCCCCAACCCCAAUCCCCAGGACUGCUGCUGCUGUGGGGAGCAGCAUUGCCGUGAUGACCAAACACUCGUGGUGACAACAGCACCCAGCACUGAACACUCGUGGUGACAACAGCACCCAGCACUGCACACUCGUGGUGACAACAGCACCCAGCACUGAACACUCAUGGUGACAACAGCACCCAGCACUGAACACUCAUGGUG
Malurus melanocephalus (red-backed fairy wren) is the source of this 2161-nucleotide messenger RNA. It is a transcript of the gene SELENON, whose product is annotated as selenoprotein N. Gene Ontology annotation, cellular component: endoplasmic reticulum membrane. Lineage: Eukaryota; Metazoa; Chordata; Aves; Passeriformes; Maluridae. The transcript has 12 exons. The record is from RefSeq and is a predicted model, not a curated record. Gene Ontology annotation, biological process: skeletal muscle fiber development; calcium ion homeostasis. Gene Ontology annotation, molecular function: calcium ion binding.